Messenger RNA from Porites evermanni, 996 nucleotides. The record is from the annotation of a GenBank genome assembly. Lineage: Eukaryota; Metazoa; Cnidaria; Anthozoa; Scleractinia; Poritidae.
AUGUUCAUCGGUUUCGCCAUCUUUUUCUCGAUACUGAUAUUUAUCAACCUGGUUGGCAAUACACUGGUGAUAUUAGCUGUUGUCCUAAACAAGCCCAUGAGAUCUCCAAUCAACUUCCUCCUCAUCAACUUAGCAACCGCUGACGUGAUCGUUGCACUUUUCAUUGGCAUCCCUUUCGUCAUAGGUCCUACCUACACCCACCCCGAGGGUAAACCAGGGGAAAUUCUUUGUAAGCUUUUCAGUGGUGGAAACAUAGGCUGGGCUGGCGCUUUAGCCUCUGUGUUCUCCCUUGUAGCUAUUGCUAUUGAGCGUUACUGUGCUGUUUUAUAUCCACACAGCCAGAGGGGAAAACUCACAAAACCCAAGAUUAUCAUCUUGGUGAUCACGUGUUGGUCGCUGUCAUUUCUUUGGGCAAUUCCCGGCUUUAUGGCUGUCACUUACAUCAAAGAGUUCAAAAGCUGCGGGCACAGCUGGUCCAAGCCCAUCUACGGGCACUUCUAUACUGUUGGGUGGUCUGUGGUAGCUGGUGUGAUCCCUAUUGGCAUCAUGGGAAUCUUGUACUCAAGAAUGGUGUAUCAUCUUUGGAUCAAAAAAGAUAACAUUCGCGAGAAUACCCAGAAGGCUUUGAAGCGCCACCGGAAGCGGGUGACCAAGAUGGUUGUUUUCGUGACGGUCGUUUACGUAUUGUGUUGGGUUCCCGAGCUGCUAAUUUACUUUCUUGGUUUCACUGGUACCAUUACACUAGUUGGAAUACAUCACACAGUGGCCUCUGCCCUGAUUGUGUUUAAUUCUAGCGUGAAUCCAGUUAUUUACAGUCUCCAAAGCAGUCAGUUUCGAAAACAUUUGUCCGAAUUGAUCUGCUGCAAACGGAAUAGGAUAUCACCGAUGAACCACACUACCACGGCAACGUCCAGUACAACCACGAGAAAACAAGAAUUAGAGGAAGCGAGUCAGAUUCAGAGACAAAAAUCACAGGAUAUGGAAACUGCAACUUAA